AUGUCAAUAGUAACAGUGCAACUUGGUCAGUGUGGCAAUCAGAUUGGUUUUGAAGUAUUUGAUGCUCUAUUUAGUGAUUCACACUGUCCCCAGGGACUCUGCUCUAAAAGAGAGAAUGAGGCAUAUCAAGCAUCUUGCAAAGAAAGAUUCUUCAGCGAGGAGGAACAUGGAGUUCCAAUUGCCCGGGCUGUACUUGUUGACAUGGAACCUAAAGUUAUCAAUCAAACACUAUCAAAGGCUGCCCAGUCUGGCCGAUGGAAAUAUGGCCAGCAUUCAUGCUUCUGUCAAAAACAAGGUUCUGGAAACAACUGGGCAUAUGGUUACUCUGUUCAUGGACCCAGACAUGAAGAAUCUAUAAUGAACCUAAUCCAGAAGGAAGUAGAGAAAUGUGACUCCUUGAGUGGUUUUUUCAUCAUAAUGAGUAUGGCUGGAGGCACAGGAUCUGGGCUAGGAGCCUUCAUUACACGGAAUUUACAAGAUCAGUAUUCCAACUCCUUGAAAAUGAAUCACAUUAUAUGGCCUUAUGGAACUGGUGAGGUUAUCGUUCAGAAUUACAACUCCAUUUUGACUCUUUCUCACUUGUACCGAUCUUCAGACGCCCUCCUUGUUCACGAGAAUGAUGCUCUUCAUAAGAUCUGUGCAAAACUGAUGAAUAUCAAGCAGAUCUCCUUCAGGGAUAUAAAUCAAGUCCUCGCCCAUCAGCUGGGCAGUGUGUUCCAGCCUACAUAUUCUGAGGAAGGCUCAUCUCACUACAGAAGAAAUCCACUAGGAGACUUACUGGAGAAUUUAGUUCCCCAUCCUGAAUUCAAGAUGCUGGGUGUUCGUAACAUUCCCCAAAUGUCUGAGCACUCCCUGGCAUACAGCACGUUUACUUGGGCUGGCCUCCUCAAGCAUUUGAGACAGAUGCUCAUUUCUAAUGCAAAAAUGGAAGAAGGUAUUGAUUGGCAGGUACGGCCUCCUUUAUCAGGAGCUCCUACUCUUGGUAAAAUGUCUGCCAACAAGAACCUUCACUUUAACACGUCUCUUGCUAACUUGGUCAUCCUUCGUGGGAAAGAGGUGCACAGUGCGGAUCUGGGGGGAUUUAAAGAUCCAGCCCUCUAUACUUCCUGGUUAGAACCUGAUAACGCUUUCAAUAUGUGGAAAACCCAACGAGCCUUUAACAAAUAUGAGAAGUCUGCAGCGUUGGUCAGCAACAGCCAGUUCUUAGUAAAACCACUUGAUAUGAUUGUGGGCAAAGCAUGGAAUAUGUUUGCUUCAAAAGCCUACAUUCAUCAGUACACAAAGUUUGGAAUUGAAGAAGAGGACUUUUUGGACAGUUUCACAUUGUUAGAACAGGUUGUUGCCAGUUACCGCAAUCUCUGAUCUUGAACAAAAGGUUCAAGGGGGAAAAUGCCUUAUGUCAUUUUUGGACUAAAAUAUUUUCAAUACUCUUUUCACUGUAUGUUUUCAAAUUUUGAUCUUUGAAAGCCAGCCAAGUCAAAUGCUUAUUUCUUCUGCAUACUAUGCCCACAGAAGAGGAGAAGAACCUUUUAAAUAGAGAAUAUCAUCUUUUCAAUGAAAACAUCUACUUGGUAUUUUCAUUUGCAAGACAAAAAAUUGGUGCUUCUAUAAAGAACUUUGGAAACACUUUGCUUAGAUGUUGGAACUCUGGAACUAUCCAAAAAGGGGAAUAUUCUGUUUUGUCCCUAUAUGCCUAACUCUUCCUUCUUCACUUCAAAAAGGAUUCAUUAAAUGUGUGCUAAAUUUUCACAGCACAAUUUUAAGUUAAGAAAUUGCAGUUCUGUAUGUAAAUGUAUUUAUCUUUGAAGUGAACGUUCUGAACCACAAGAGGGAGCUGUUGUUAAAUAUUACAGAGUGAACAUCUUGUAUAUUUUAUUCUAUAACAGGUAAGAUUUCUACCUUAAGCAGCUAUUUAAAAAUAAAGCCAGGAUUUUGUUAAUAAAUAUACAUCAUGCUUAAAUACUAAGGUAAAUGAGUAAAUGGUUAAUUUGUUUACUUUUCUUAACCUUUUUGGUUAUCAGAAAAUUGGGUUGGUUUUUCUUUUAGAUUUUGGAAUGCCAGGGCAGAAAUUGAUUUUAUUCCAACUAGUGCUUUUAACUUAUUAUAGGUAUUUAGAAGAUGGUUAUAUGCUUUUCAGUAAAAGGGGUAAGAGCUUGCACCAAAAUUUCACUAAGUUGAGAAAAUUAUCACCAAGGAAAUACUGUGCUUGAUGAAAUUGGCACAUCCAGAGGUGUCGGUUUCACUCAGGACAAAACACAAUUGAAAGUUGGCAACUGAGUUUGCGGGGAGUGGUGUACUUCAAUAAACACAUCACAUGUGAUGUAUUAACAAAUGUAAAAUGGGAAAUAGGAACAUUUGCCCUUUCUGCCAAAUCUACCAGUGGUGAUUUAUUUUUAUUUGGAAAAAUGACAGUUCACAGCUUCACUGGCUCUUCCUUUUCUUUCCAUAUGGAAACGAUUACCUUUUUUGCUGUUUUUCUUAUCAACUGUUGCUAUGAUUUAAAAUACUGAACCAUAUCUUAUUUCUAAGGAAUGUAAAAAGUGGUCUGUCUGUUCAGCUGCUAAAAGGCACGCCCCACUGCUGCAUUUUGUUAACCCAAGUAUACUUGAAAAAUAAUUACAUCAUAAUUUUUACAAAAUAACAUUAAAAGUAAUUGUUUGGCACUGAAGAGAUCCUAAGACUAAAUCAAUUUUCCAAACUAAACCAGCAUUAGUAAA
Myotis myotis is the source of this 2717-nucleotide messenger RNA. RefSeq names its product tubulin delta 1 (gene TUBD1). The record is from RefSeq and is a predicted model, not a curated record. Bases 1 to 1362 code for a protein of 453 amino acids. The transcript is spliced from 8 exons. Gene Ontology annotation, cellular component: cytoplasm; microtubule. Gene Ontology annotation, molecular function: GTP binding; structural constituent of cytoskeleton. NCBI's taxonomy places the organism in Eukaryota, Metazoa, Chordata, Mammalia, Chiroptera, Vespertilionidae. Gene Ontology annotation, biological process: microtubule cytoskeleton organization; mitotic cell cycle.